AUGUCCAACGAAGUCGUCCAGGGCUUCAGCGUCCUCAACCGCUGCCUCCUCUACACGAGCCUCGUCCUGUCCCCCGCCCACUUCCUCUCGGGAUGGAGCAGCCACGGCACGACCAACCUGGGCUUCCUCGCCUACAACUGGUACAACCAGUUCGUCUGGUACAGCGCCAUCCAGGACCGGCAGCUCCGCGCGCUCUCGCUGCUGCCCGUCCACUUCAACAUGAUCUACGCCUUCACCUACCUUGGCGGCACGGCCGCGGGCAAUCUCCCCGCGGGCGUGCUGCUGUCUCUCGGCUCUGCGGGAGUCAUGGUCUUCAACACCGUCGCCGCGUGGAUCGCGUGGAAGGACUGCCAGCCGGCCGGCUUCGGGGAGUAUGAGUUCUUCUUCUUUGGGUGGCGGACGCUGUCGCCGGGCUGGCACAAGUUCACGCUCGUGUGGCAGAUUUUUGACACCCUGCUCAUCUGUAGCUGUGUCAUCCUCGCCUUCAAGAUCCCACUCUACAUGCAGUACAUCCGGGACGACCACAGCGAGCACAGACCCAACUCCCUGCGCGCCGGCCUCAAGGCCAUCUCCAACUACAAGUAUCUCGCCAUCCCGUGCAGUGUGCUCAUGCUCGUCUUCGUCUGGCCGCUCAUCCUCUGGGUCGAGCUGCUCAUUCGUCGCAACCAUGUUACGUCUCCGACGGACUGGGUCUCGGUGUGGCUCUUCGUGGCGCAGGUUGGGUUGCUGGUGAUACCGAGUUUUGGGGGCUAUCUCCUACACGAGCCCUUGGGCUUUCUGCAUCGCGAGUAG
Molecule: messenger RNA, 792 nt
Organism: Emericellopsis cladophorae
Lineage: Eukaryota; Fungi; Ascomycota; Sordariomycetes; Hypocreales; Bionectriaceae
Exons: 1
Coding region: 1-792 (263 amino acids)
Source: RefSeq, a predicted model, not a curated record